Rubroshorea leprosula is the source of this 1378-nucleotide messenger RNA. The record is from the annotation of a GenBank genome assembly. Lineage: Eukaryota; Viridiplantae; Streptophyta; Magnoliopsida; Malvales; Dipterocarpaceae.
CUCCUUUCUUAUUCACUGCAGGCAUUAGCCUAGGGUUUGGAAUAGUGUGCUUACUUAUUGGUACAUACUGGUUGUACAAAAUUUUAGAGAAGAGAAGGAAAAAGAACCUCCAGAUGCAGUUCUUCGAACGGAAUGGAGGUUUAUUAUUGCAGCAACAACUUUCUUCAACUGAGGGUAAUAUUGAAAAGACCAAAAUAUUCAGUACCCAAGAGUUGGAGAGGGCAACUGACCAUUUCAACAGGAAUAGAAUACUUGGUCAGGGAGGUCAGGGCACUGUUUAUAAAGGAAUGUUGGUUGAUGGAAGAAUUGUUGCGGUUAAGAAGUCAAAAGUACUGGAUCAACAGAAAGUUAAAGAGUUCAUCAAUGAGGUGGCCAUUCUUACAGAAAUUAAUCACAGAAACAUUGUUAAGUUAUUAGGUUGUUGUUUGGAGACUGAAGUUCCUUUGCUAGUUUAUGAAUUCAUUCCUAAUGGGACACUUUUCCAGUACAUACAUGAUGAAAAUGAAGACUUCCCAUUAACCUGGGAAAGACGGUUAACAAUUGCAGCAGAAGUAGCUGCUGCCCUUUCCUACUUGCACUCAGCAGCCUCCAUUCCCAUUUAUCAUAGAGAUGUUAAGUCCUCAAAUAUUCUAUUGGAUGAAAAGUACAGAGCAAAAGUUUCAGACUUUGGGACAUCAAGAUUAAUUGCCAUUGAUCAAACUCAUUUGACCACAAAUGUUCAAGGCACAUUCGGGUACCUAGACCCUGAAUAUUACCAAUCUAGUCAAUUUACAGAAAAGAGUGAUGUUUACAGUUUUGGCGUUGUCCUUGUUGAGCUCUUAACAGGAGAGGAACCAAUUUCUUUAGCAAGGGCAGAAGGAGGAAGAAGUUUGGCCUCUCAUUUCAUUCAUUCCAUGGAAGAGAAUAGUCUCUUUAGUAUUCUUGAUGCUCGAGUUAGGGAGAGUUCUGCACAUGAAGAGAUAACAAAGGUCGCUAAACUUGCACAUCGAUGCUUGAGCUUGAAUGGUAAAAGGCGGCCAAAGAUGAUAGAAGUUGCUGCAGAGUUAGAGCAGAUUCGUCUUUUGCAAAACAAUUCAAAUGGUCAACAGAAUCAUGAAGAGGUUACGUAUGUCAAGAGUGAAGUAACCAAUCUCUGGGAUGGUACCUCGACAUCAAUAGGUUCAGGUUUGGACUCUGGAGCUUCUUUGUCCAUAGAUAUGCAGCCAUUAAUUUCCAAUAAAUCACGGGGAUUUAACUGAUUUAUCCUAGAAUGCGCUUAUUCCAUGUUGAGUAGCAUAAUAAGCUCUUUCUUUCUUUAGUGUUUGAAAAUUUGUAGUUCAUCUAAUUUUUAUUUUUGUUGCUUUGUAGUUUAAAGUUCAAAUAAAGUUUAUGCACUGCU